UAUGUUUUAACUCAGCUCUAUUUUUCUUUUUCGUUUCGCAUGUGUAAUCUCGUGUUUCCUUAGAAAACCUCACAUUUCUCUCUCCGAUUCUUUACCCUUUAUGGGUUCUCACCGGAAAAUCGUAUUUGGGUCUAACAGGCCGCUGACAACAACAGCAGACAGAUAGAGCAAAACCGAACCAUUCUUCCUCGUUUGUUUUUUUUUUGUUCCAUUUUUCUAGUAAAAUAUCCCAAAAUGGUUGCAAAUUUUGGUUGUGUUGUUUUAGCUUCAGUUCUGGUAAUAAGUUUGGGAGUGAACUCAGAGCCGGUUCAAGACAAGCAAGCUCUCCUUGACUUCCUUUCACAGACCAAACACUCGAACCGGAUCCAUUGGAACUCAUCCACUUCGGCCUGCGAUUGGAUCGGUGUCCAAUGCGAUGCGAACCGCUCUUUUGUCUAUACUCUCCGGCUUCCUGGUGUGGGUCUCGUCGGCUCGAUUCCACCCAACACGAUCGGCCGGUUGAACAACCUCCGAGUUUUAAGUCUCCGAGCAAAUGGUCUGUCCGGUGAGAUCCCAGCUGACUUUUCCAAUUUGACUCUCCUCCGUAGCCUUUAUUUGCAGGAUAACGCCUUCAGGGGCCCGUUCCCAUCCAGCGUGACUAGCUUAACACGUUUGGCACGGCUUGAUCUUUCUUCUAACAAUUUCUCCGGUCCUAUCCCUUUCGGUGUCAACAAUAUGACUCAUCUUACCGGAUUAUUCUUGCAAAACAACAAGUUUUCCGGUUCUCUCCCGAGCAUCAGCUCCGGCGGUUUGGAUGAGUUCAAUGUUGCUAAUAACAGCCUAAACGGUUCAAUCCCCGAUACGUUAUCCAAAUACCCUGCAUCUUCAUUCGCCGGAAACCUUGGGCUUUGUGGUGGCCCACUCCGUCCAUGUAACCCAUUCUUCCCUUCGCCGGCACCGUCCCCUUCCGAGCCCAUUUCGCCCACAACUUCGGGUAGAAAUCUUUCCACCGGCGCCAUUAUUGCUAUUGCCGUGGGGUCGGCAAUCGUCGCGUUACUGCUACUCCUCCUCCUCAUCCUUUGCCUCCGUAAGAGGCAACGACAACCAUCGAAGCAGAAGAAGCCGGUUGCGGCGGAUACAAGGGUGGUUCCGCCGGCGGAGGCGGGAACUUCGUCGUCGAAGGAUGAUAUAACUGGAGCGUCAACGGAAGGGGAAAGGAAUAAGCUCGUGUUCUUCGAAGGUGGGGUUUAUAGCUUCGAUCUGGAGGAUCUGUUGAGGGCUUCGGCUGAAGUGUUGGGAAAAGGUAGUGUCGGAACGUCGUACAAGGCGGUGCUAGAGGAAGAGACAACAGUGGUCGUUAAACGAUUAAAAGACGUGGCGGUCAGUAAAAAGGAGUUCGAAAUGCAGAUGGAAAUGCUGGGUAAAAUUAGGCAUGAAAAUGUGGUUCCUUUGAGAGCGUUUUAUUAUUCCAAGGAUGAGAAAUUGCUCGUUUCCGAUUUCAUGCGCGACGGUAGCUUGUCUGCCCUGCUUCAUGGUAGUAGAGGCUCGGGCCGUACUCCGUUAGGUUGGGACAACCGGAUGAGAAUAGCAUUAAGCACCGCGAGGGGCCUAGCCCACCUCCAUGUUUCGGGGAAGGCGGUCCAUGGCAAUAUCAAGGCUUCCAACAUCCUUCUUCGGCCGGACCAAGAAGCCUGCAUCUCUGACUUCGGUCUCAACCCUCUGUUCGGCAAUACUACCCCACCUAGCCGCGUUGCAGGCUACAGAGCACCCGAAGUACUCGAAACUCGUAAAGUUAGCUUCAAGUCUGAUGUGUAUAGUUUUGGAGUGUUGUUGCUAGAGUUAUUAACCGGCAAAGCACCAAAUCAAGCAUCGUUGGGAGAAGAAGGGAUUGACUUACCUCGUUGGGUCCAAUCCGUGGUUCGAGAGGAAUGGACAGCUGAAGUUUUUGAUGUGGAGUUAAUGAGAUAUCACAACAUUGAAGAGGAAAUGGUGCAGCUGUUGCAAAUUGCAAUGACUUGUGUAUCGACGGUGCCUGAUCAAAGACCCUCCAUGCCCGAAGUGGUACGGAUGAUUGAGGAAAUGAAUAGAGUGGAAACAGAUGACGGAUUACGGCAAUCGUCUGAUGAUCCUUCGAAAGGAUCAGACGGCCAGACUCCCCCAACAGAGUCGAGGACCACGCCUCGAUCUGGUACUCCUUAAACGUGCAUGAUGCCAACAACUAAAGGGAAAUAAAAAGAAAAAAAAAUGGAAAAGCAAAAAAGAGAGGAUGGGGGUCUUUAGUUUCUCCUUGAAACGUGCUCAAAGCGCAAGUAAAAGAGUGAUAAAGUGCACGGUUCGUAGGGGAAAGUAAUUAAUGUUUGCCCCCAAAGUUGUGUCUUUUUUUUUUAAUUUCGUUUUCCUGGGUUUAUUUUUCUUAUCAAAUUUUAAUUUGCAAUUUUUUAUAGAUGGAGUUGAAAAAGGGGGAUUUGAAAUGUUUUGAAGGAUGGUGGUUCCA
Messenger RNA from Hibiscus syriacus, 2473 nucleotides. Its product is annotated as probable inactive receptor kinase At2g26730. Gene Ontology annotation, molecular function: protein binding; protein kinase activity; ATP binding. The record is from RefSeq and is a predicted model, not a curated record. The transcript is spliced from 2 exons. NCBI's taxonomy places the organism in Eukaryota, Viridiplantae, Streptophyta, Magnoliopsida, Malvales, Malvaceae. Gene Ontology annotation, biological process: protein phosphorylation. The coding region runs from base 235 to 2178 and encodes 647 amino acids.